AUGCUUCCGUCGUUCAUGGUCAAACUGUUUUGGAAAAGGAUGGACGAGGUGGCGGAGGGAGUAGGAGUGGGAGGGGGUGCCGAACACGAGGGAGGAGGCGAGGGGGCGCCACACGUCGUGGUUGAGUACAGCUACGAUGAGGAGGAGAUCGAGGAGGAUACAUCGAGGCAAGCUCAGCACGGGGUGAGCGGCCCGAGCGGCAAUGCAAACGAGCAGGAGGGCUCAGGCUCGGAAUCGAGCUCGAGCUCAAGCGAUGAGUCGAUCGAGCACGACGCCAAGGGUGCAGGAGAAUAUCCAGGUGGGACGGAGCGUACGGAGGAGCACAGAGUGGCGCUCGGGGAGCGGGUGGACGAGCAGCAGGCGACGGGGGACGAUGGGGCUGUCGAGGAGCAGGAGGGCGGAGCGGCUGCACAGGAGGGUGGGGCAGGAGUGCAUCAGCAGGAGGGCGGGGCGGCUGCGCAGGAGGGUGGGGUCGGAGGGCAGCAGCAGGAGGGCGUGGUGGCUGCGCAGGAGGGUGGGGCAGGAGGGCAGGAGCAGGAGGGCGGGGAGGCUGCGCAGGAGCGACAAGUCGCAGUAAGAAGGAGACACCGCAUGGCCAGUGCCAGCGGACAGGCAGGCCCUUCGACCGGGUGCCCUUCGACGGCAGGCCAUUCGACGUUGGCCAUUGAAUCUAGAGGCCAGGUCGUCGAGCUACUGCAGAGGGUCAUGGAGGUCAAGGCAUCACAGAAGAAGCUCGUUGCCGACGUAUUUGCGAAGCACAGUGAGCAAGCCGCUGUUUUCAACAAGCUUGCUGGGGAUUUUCGGACGGCCUGGAAUAUGAUUUUAGAGUCGUUGAAGAGCACGCUGAAGAAGUGCGGUGAUGCCGUAAAUGGUGUCACGGAGGAGAGGACGCUGUUGGAAGGGGCGCGCACGAAGCUCGACGAGAUGAGCGGGAAAAUCAUCGAAGGGGUGGCAGCCGCUAUCACAAAAGUAAGCGAGGACGACGUCGAGAAGCAGCCCAAGCUUGUCAAUGAGUGGCUGGUUGCUUCGGUCGUGAAGGGUAUUGAGAAAGCCGUCAAGGAGGACUUGUUCUACUCCACCCUCCCGCCCGAGAGCAUGGAGGAGCUGAAGGACGUUGUGAGAGAAGACUACCAAGAAGCUGAAGCUGGCAUAUUGGAAGUCCUCACCGAAGCGAUGACGAGAGGGUUUCGGGGCUUGGCGGGCCCGUCGACGAGGUUGCGCCAGGAGGAGGAGGUGGCUGGUGUUCGCAGCAGGGUUGAGCGUCGAUUUCAUGAGCGCUCGGUUCCUCCUCCUUCUUCGGUGGGAGGACAUGGCCUCGGGAAAAAGGGUGGGAAAGGAGUGGUUGUGGGGGAGAAAAUUGGUGCCCCAAUCGAAUCCGUCGCCUCGACCGGGAAAGGAGCCGUGGAAAAGCGAGGUGCCCCUACCCUGUUCGGAGGCGCUGCAGGGAAAGGAGCGGGGGAGAAACGGGGUGCUCCCAGCCAGGUCGUCGUCGCCGCUGGGUUGUUUUCGAAGACAAAGGCCGACUCAGCUGCGCAGCUCGGUAUUGUUGGCCAUCCUGUCAAGCCUGUGGGAAAGAGGCCGUCGUUCGUGCUAGGCGACGUCUGCCUUAGCGAACCGGGUUCCCCUCCUCCUGGUCCAAAGCCAAGGUCCCCAUCUGCGUGGAAGAAAAGGCAGGCUGUGACAAAUUCGACGAAGCACGCUGCAGAGGCGACAGAGAGUAGUGACGUCGAGAAGGCGUCUACCGUCGUUGCUGCUUGA
This is a messenger RNA of Closterium sp. Naga37s-1, 1758 nucleotides long. The record is from the annotation of a GenBank genome assembly. NCBI's taxonomy places the organism in Eukaryota, Viridiplantae, Streptophyta, Zygnematophyceae, Desmidiales, Closteriaceae.